AUGUUGAAAUUUACUAUUUUCACUCUUGUCUGUUGCGCGACAGCAAUUAUUGCUGAAGGGAGAGGUUGUAAACCAGUUAAAGGCGUUUGGGGAUGCGCCUACAUGCCAAAUUGUUUUGGCGAUUCUAUGUGCGGAGAAGGCCAAAAAUGUUGUCCACAUCCAUGCGGUGACCAUUGUCAAUUAAUAGUUAAUUGUGAUAAAAUUAAUUGUCAUCUAACAUGUCAAUAUGGAUUUGAGCGAGACGCAAAAGGCUGUGACGUAUGUAAAUGCAGAACAACCAAAAAAUGUGUUGGUUUUUUCUGUUCAUUGGAUUUAUUAAAAGGAAAUAACU
Messenger RNA from Lottia gigantea (owl limpet), 331 nucleotides. RefSeq lists its product as hypothetical. The annotation marks the transcript as partial. The transcript is spliced from 5 exons. Gene Ontology annotation, molecular function: serine-type endopeptidase inhibitor activity. The record is from RefSeq and is a predicted model, not a curated record. Lineage: Eukaryota; Metazoa; Mollusca; Gastropoda; Lottiidae.